UGGCAUCCGGGUGAGAUCGCUGCUCAACAAGCAAGAGGAUUUGAAGAUGCAGUUUGGGGAGGAUGGGAAGGCUAUCAUGACGGAGCACCAGAUUGGAUGAUGGUUUUCUUGAACCAAUUAACAUUUUUAAGUGUUACAACGCUUGAUCAACAAGGAAGACCUUGGUCAUCAAUCUUACACAAUGAUGGUAACACGGGCUUCAUCAAAUCCACAGAUACGGAACAUCAUUUCACACUUUCUAUACGGGCUGCAACCGGUCUACCAAUUCGUGAUUGUUUACUUGAUUUACAUAAACGAUUCAAGGAAGGAGAGACUGCUUUCGAUCAGGAUGGCGUACCCAAAAUCGCAUUUCAAAUGGCCGGCGUGGGUAUCAUGCUACACAACAGGAGAAGAAACAAGCUCGAAAGUGUGAUUGUUGCCGUUCAUACUGUUCCAAAAGAUGAAAGCGAAGAUCAAUUUGUAUUUGAAGCACAGGCAAUCAGUACAUUCGGCAAUUGUCCAAAAUACAUCAAUACACGGUUUCUUCAGCCCAGCAGUCAGACGAAAGUAAGUCCUAUUGUACAGUCGAGCUCGCAAUCCGGUCAAGAUUUACCCAAAGAGGUACUAGAUCUGAUUGCAAAUGCGGAUAGCCUAUAUUUAGCAUCACGUUAUUCGGGCAACGAUCCUACCUCCUUUACACCGGAUCCACCUAGGCUGGGCAACAAUCAUCGAGGUGGUUCUUCGGGAUAUCUCCGAACAUACUGGGAUGCAGACCGUCAACGCAGAUGUAUAAUAUUACCCGACUGGAGCGGAAACCGAUUGAUGAUGUCUUUUGGUAACAUAACAAAAGAUCCGGUUGCGGGAAUUGCGAUUCCAAUCUGGACACAAAAUCAAGAAGAAACAAGCAGUGUGAUCUAUGCUACUUGUUCUGCACAAGUAUUAGCAGAUGAAGAAGCGCAAGAUCUUAUGCGAGGGGUUCGCGGAGCAGUAAAGAUGUGGAUAGAAGAUUGGACGUAUGCAAAAGGCACGAUACCAAUGUAUGUGAGAUCAGAAGAGAAAGCACAAGCACCAAGUAUCGGCUGGUCUCCAUACAAUCCUCCUGUCAGACUACUGAAGAGUGAAAAGGCAAACACAGCUUAUCCACUUGAUGCUCAAUCGAAACAAGUUCGAGCCGAUAUGGUCAAUGCUCAUUUUUGGUCAGAAUCAGUGGCUACAUUCACGUUCUCAGUAGAUGAUAAUCAGAUUUCCUCCAAGUUUAGACCCGGUCAGCAUAUCGUGAUAGAUUGUUAUGAUGCAAUGGAUACCCGACUAACAAUGUAUACACAUAUGGCACAAUUUCGAGGAGGAGAGAAAGAUCUAAACGAUGAUGGAACACGAAGUUGGACGAUUGCAUAUGCAGCUCCUUCUCCUAAAGGUGGAUGGCAAUUCGAGAUCGUCUUGCGCAGAAAGGAUAGAGGUGGCGUAACGCCUACGCUAUUUCGUGUUGGCAAAUACAUAAGUGAGGCAUUGGAAGAAGGUAUGGAUCCACCUCCUUUCAAACCAAAGAUGAAUGUGUUGGGUUUGGACGGUUCGAGCUUUUUACCAUCUCGUAAAACAACGCCCAAAAAUCCUUUGCAUCUUGUAUACUUGCUGUCAGGUAUUGGUAUUACACCCGUUCUUUCUCACCUUUCUUCACUGGCCAAAGAUUCAAACAAGCAUGCAAAUAUUCUGAUUCUUCUUGCAACACGUAAGAAUGAAGCAGGCAUAAUGCAGGGAAUUCUUCGAGAUGCAAUUAGC
This is a messenger RNA of Meira miltonrushii, 1755 nucleotides long. RefSeq lists its product as uncharacterized. Lineage: Eukaryota; Fungi; Basidiomycota; Exobasidiomycetes; Exobasidiales; Brachybasidiaceae. The record is from RefSeq and is a predicted model, not a curated record. The transcript has a single exon. Gene Ontology annotation, molecular function: oxidoreductase activity. The annotation marks the transcript as partial.